Molecule: messenger RNA, 757 nt
Organism: Rhodamnia argentea
Lineage: Eukaryota; Viridiplantae; Streptophyta; Magnoliopsida; Myrtales; Myrtaceae
Product: nuclear transcription factor Y subunit B-4-like
Exons: 1
Coding region: 48-602 (184 amino acids)
Biological process (GO): regulation of transcription by RNA polymerase II
Cellular component (GO): CCAAT-binding factor complex; nucleus
Molecular function (GO): RNA polymerase II cis-regulatory region sequence-specific DNA binding; protein heterodimerization activity; DNA-binding transcription activator activity, RNA polymerase II-specific
Source: RefSeq, a predicted model, not a curated record
AUCUCCAACAGGAUUCUUUGUGUACUUUCUUUUGUAUCUGCAGAAAGAUGGAGGAGAGCAAUAACAACCUCGGGGUGGCCAAUAAUGCCCCCGGCGACGACGACGGGCGGCUCAAGGAGCAAGACCGGCUGCUUCCGAUAGCGAACGUCGGCCGGAUCAUGAAACAGAACCUGCCGUCGAACGCCAAGGUCUCCAAGGAGGCGAAGGAGACGAUGCAGGAGUGCGUGUCGGAGUUCAUUAGCUUCGUCACGAGCGAGGCGUCCGACAAGUGCCGGAAGGAGAGGAGGAAGACCGUGAACGGCGACGACAUCUGCUGGGCGAUGCAAACCCUAGGAUUCGAUGACUAUGCGGGCGCUUUGAGGAGCUACUUGCAUAGAUAUCGGGAAAUAGAAGGGGAGAGAGUGAAUCAAGAGAAGGCCGCGAGCGGCGGCAGCGAAGGGUUAGUGAGAGAUCAUCAUCACUGGCAAGAGCAAUCUUCACAUGCGGCUAUUGGUCAUCAGCAUCAUAGCGAUAACCGAGCGGAAGAAGCUUCGAGUUCGUUCUUGAGUUUUGAUGCGUCAGAUCAGAGGAGGAAUUUCGGCUCUUCUUCGAGGCCACUUUGAAGCUGUUCUUAAUUAGUUCCUGCUAAUUUUAACAGGAUCGCGACUAUCUGAGUUGAUGAACAAGGUUAUUGAUUGAUUUUUUCAUUUUCUUUUUGUCUGGUGUUGUGUCUUGUUUUGGAUCCAAAAUCUGGUACUGAUCAAGAGAGAGCUUGUUG